Neurospora tetrasperma FGSC 2508 is the source of this 177-nucleotide messenger RNA. RefSeq lists its product as uncharacterized. The transcript is spliced from 3 exons. The record is from RefSeq and is a predicted model, not a curated record. NCBI's taxonomy places the organism in Eukaryota, Fungi, Ascomycota, Sordariomycetes, Sordariales, Sordariaceae. The coding region runs from base 1 to 177 and encodes 58 amino acids.
AUGUCCACCGUCGUAGCGGCGGGCCUUCUGACAACACAGUCUGAAUAUACGACAUGCAGCAGCCGGUCCAAUAUCAAGACUCCCACACACGAUAGCUGUCACAGCUACAGCAACUUGGACUCGAUACCCACGCCACCACACACGCCAUCUUCUCCAGAUCCGGGUGAAGCCGCCUGA